Messenger RNA from Myiozetetes cayanensis, 971 nucleotides. RefSeq names its product mast cell immunoglobulin like receptor 1 (gene MILR1). The transcript is spliced from 8 exons. NCBI's taxonomy places the organism in Eukaryota, Metazoa, Chordata, Aves, Passeriformes, Tyrannidae. Gene Ontology annotation, molecular function: transmembrane signaling receptor activity. The record is from RefSeq and is a predicted model, not a curated record. Gene Ontology annotation, biological process: cell surface receptor signaling pathway. Bases 1 to 963 code for a protein of 320 amino acids.
AUGAUUGAUCUCAUUCCUUUUAAGAACACUCAACUGUCUCAGCAGAUACAGAAAACUACUGCAAGUGGCAAAGGGAUCCUGUCCAACCCCAAGCUCGUGCCGGUUCACAGUUUGAAUGUGGUGAUGAACCAGAACGUGACGCUCUCCUGCUGCUCUGCCUCUGCCUCUGCCCCUGUCAGAUACACCCUGUUCCAACACAACCAGCAGGUAUCCUCUUUGAACAGGUCAGACUCCACCCCUGCACUGUUCACCCUGACCAUCAGCUCUGCCAGCGACCUGGGUCCCUACAAAUGCAAAGCUGAGCACAACAGCUCCAGUGCUGGAAAAUACAGCAACAGCCUCACCUUCACCCUUCUAGAGCCAGUCUCCAAACCAGUGCUGAGCUCCCCCACCUCUCACCCAGCCAAAGGCCAGAACGUGACCCUGUCCUGUUUCUCCCAGAACGGAUCUCUUCCCAUCACUUACACCUUCUUCAAGGGCCAACAAAGCAUCUCUCCCCCAAAGAUCACCCACGAGAGGGAAGCAGCCGUGAUUUUUCUAUCUGUCAACUCCUCCACCGACUCUGGAACCUAUAAAUGCAAAGCUAAUAAUAGUUUUCCCAACAGUAUGAAAUACAGCAACAGUUUCAACUUCACAUUAGCAGAAGAGAGAAGCCAUUCUCAGGCCCUGAUAAUUUCUCUUGGGCUGAUCCUGCUGCUACUCGUAAUAGGAUUUGCUCUGGCAAUUCCAUUUUUCAUAAUUCCUUCAUAUAAAGCAAAAAAAUACAAGUCUACCAGGCCCUCAGCUGGCUUUACAUCAACAGUGAACGUGGAGGAGACUGAAAAUGAUGUCAUAUAUGCAGAGAUUGAGCCUGUUAAGCCAGAAGAAGAAUACAUCAACUUUUCUGUUAUUAGAAGAGAAGAUGAAAAAGCAGGGAAGAGGGCAUGUCCUACAGUCUAUUCAAAGGUCCUCAUCAGAAACUGAGUACCAGG